AUGUCUCUGCCACACAAAGACCCCGCGCCCACUGGCCCCAUGGCCUCCGCCUUCGCCGUCGUUCCUGGCUUUGAGUUCAGUGAGAACGGUGACAAUGUUGUCGAUCAUCACCUCAUUCUCGAGGACAAGUUGCAACCAUGGAAGCAGUCCUACGUGCCGGACAAGAAGAACAGCGCCGUCAUUGAAGUGAAGGGCGUGGGUACUCGUUUGUAUUGUGACCAGGCUGGCCGAGGUGGUUUCUAA
This is a messenger RNA of Pestalotiopsis fici W106-1, 243 nucleotides long. RefSeq lists its product as uncharacterized. The record is from RefSeq and is a predicted model, not a curated record. Bases 1 to 243 code for a protein of 80 amino acids. The transcript has a single exon. Lineage: Eukaryota; Fungi; Ascomycota; Sordariomycetes; Amphisphaeriales; Sporocadaceae.